AGGAGUGGAUGGCUGGGGAAAAAAGAAAAAGUGACAGUCCUGUCUCAGAAUUCCCCUUUAAUCCCAGCACUGAAAUCUGAGGAUUUACUUCACCUUUUCACAAGAAACGAAGCUCCACCCACAGCAUCGUGUCUCUCUCUGUGGAGCAGCUCUAAGUUACUUCUCCGGGAAGAAAAACAUUUAAAGGAGGAUACAGAUCCUUUUAGAGCAUCUGGUCAAAACGGCCGCACGCAUGAGAGGAUGUAGAGGACGAGACUAUGGUUAGAAGGUCGUGAUGGUCGUACCCUGCACUGAGUAUGGAGAGGCACAGGCGCCUGUCCUCCUGGGGCUGUGGGAGUAUGUGAAGAGCGGACAGGAGGACGUGCUCCGCUCACCGUACCUGCCCGCGUCUUUUGCGUUCCUGGCGCACGUGCUGCUCUGCGUACCUUUCCUCGCGCUGGAUGCGCUGGGGAGCGUCUGUCAGCGGGUUCGGUCAUGGAGGAUGACCGCGGGCUCGGGUCCGCCGCCGUCUCUGAGCCGAUGGUUAGAGUGUUUCUGCAGGGUUUUGUAUAAAUACGUGACCGUGGUCCUGCCCGUCACUGCGCUCUUCAACACCCUAAUAAACCUCAAGUUACCUGAUGUGGCCCCCAGCUGCUGGCAGCUCUGCGUGGAGGUGGUGGCAUGCCUGCUGCUUUUUGACAUGCUCUUCUUCAUGUGGCACUACGUCAUGCACAGAGUUUCCUGGCUGUACCGCAACAUCCACCAGAUGCACCACCAGCACCACACUCCCUUCGCUCUGGCAGCUCAGGACUGCAGCUCGGCCGAGCUGUUGUCUCUACUGUUGCUGUCUCUGAGCAGCGCCUGGAUGGUGGGAUGUCACCCUCUCAGCGAGGCCCUCUUCCACCUCAUCAACACCUGGCUUGCCGUGGAGGACCACUGCGGCUACGACCUGCCCUGGGCUCUGCACAGACUGCUGCCCUGUCUGGGAGGAGCCCCCCACCACCACGCACACCACAGUUUGCAAACCAUAAAUUACGCCCCUCUCUUCACGCACUGGGACCACCUCUUUGGAACGUAUCGCGCAUCGGUGCUGAAUUCACGUCCGCAGUGACAAGCCUGUUGCAUUUUUUUUCUCAGAUUCAAUGAAGGAUGUUAUCUUUUGGCUGAUGUUAACGUGUAAUCUCACUGUUCGCUCAUUUAUUACUACACAUGUCGCAAUCAAUAAUACAAUACAAUCACAACUGAUACUUUAUGUAUGUAACCACUGUAUCGUAGGCUGUAAGUGAAGACCCCCAGCAUUUUCACCUUUGUCGCCAGAGCUUUCAGGGACUGUCGGAGACUGGAGCUGAUUGUGAAACUAAGCACCGGAUGCUGACUGCUCCAGCCGGUGUACCCUGAUUCAUCCUUCUUUAUGACUCAAUCACAUACAAAAUGAGCUGGGUCAGUAAAGUCAUCAAGAAAGCAUUUGCUCUGGUUACAGAGCAAUGGAGCCAAAGACUGUUUACAGACACUGUGCCAUGCAACUACAAGUCUUUAUGCAACAAGAGGAGCCUGCCCCCUGCUGGCUUGUUUCAGAACUUAUAAACUGAGCUAUGGACAGGAAAUCAGAUCACCUUUACCUUGGGGAAAAAAACAAUGAGCCAUUGUACUUAUGCUGAAGCGAGACAUGUUUCAUGCAACUGAAAAUGCACCCCACCCCCACCCCCACAUAUUCUCAUAAGCUCGGACUUUUUAAUGUGGCCAGUAUAUUGUUAUUGUACAGCGGAUAACAAUCACGGCGAGGAGAUCUGGACACAUUUCAGAUCCCCCACAUCCAAAACAGAAGACUUAAUUAAAAACUAAACUGAAACAAGUAAACCGGUCCAGGCAGAGCAAAUUCAAGUGCAAGCUUUGCUUUUUGAACUCUAAAUGCAUUUAGACUGAAAAUCUUUAGACAGAUCAGCUAUUUUGUGAGGAAAAGGUAUAUAUUUUAAGUAGGCUUAGUUAGACACCUAUAUAUUUUAUUUUUCCUGUUACAUUCAGGGCCUGUUUAUGAGUGAUUGUAAAGUUGUGUUGGAAAUCUGCCCGACUGCUGUAGUGAAUGAAAGCAGGACACAGCCUGGGGUUUUUUGCCUCAGGCUCAUGUUUCCACCGUGCUGCUGCAGUUAGUCAUUUGUAUAGCACAUUUUGAGCCUUUCAGUAAUCAGUUAUAUGCUCUGCUAACACGGUUCCUUGGUGCCUAGAAGAAAGGUCUGUUUUUUCCAUGGUUUCUGCAGUUGCAAUUUUCAGCUGGCAUCAUGUCACCAGCUACCUGAGGAUCCUUUACAUAUAACAAAUAGAGAGUUUGUCAAGACUCUUGCAUUUCACAGCAGUGUUAAGUCUAGCCAUUAUUUAUGGCCCAUUAUCACAAGUUUGCCUUAAGGGAAUACAGUGCCUGUAACACACCAUGCUUACAGGCAAGCAAGAGGGAGGCAGAGUCAGUGUUGCAAUCUUCAGGAUGGCAAAAGAAAGGGAUGCAAACAGUAAUGAGAAGUAUAAGUAGGUGAGCCUGUUUAUGAUUUUGGAAGGAGCACGGCUUACAUAAUGAAUCAAGCAUGUCAUUCACAAGCAAGAGCAGUGUCGAUAGUAAAGAUGAAAUCUCUUCCAAAGAAGCUAAAAUACAGAUCAAAACAAUGGGAGUGAGGCAAAGGGAAAAUAAAGGAAGUUCUCGGGAAGACUCGUGUUCAAAGGCAGGCAAAGAUGGCAAGAGAAAAGAGGCACAUACAGCUUGCAUGCACAUGUGCUUAAAAGACAUGUUUAAGGGGCCAAAUACAAUUUAUAGAGCAGGGGGUGAAACAUAAGCCCUCAGGACACAAAUCCUUCAAAAAAGACUCCAAUCUAGCCCACCGGCAGCUUUGAAAAUGUGAACAAGGGCACACAUUUUGGAAUUUCUGACUGUAUUUUCAAAUCAAAUCAAAUCAAAUCACUUUUAUUGUCACAUCACAUGUGCAGGUACAUUGGUACAGCACAUGUGAGUGAAAUUCUUGUGUGCGAGCUU
Messenger RNA from Haplochromis burtoni (Burton's mouthbrooder), 2995 nucleotides. RefSeq names its product cholesterol 25-hydroxylase like 3 (gene ch25hl3). The transcript has 2 exons. Gene Ontology annotation, biological process: sterol biosynthetic process; cholesterol metabolic process. Gene Ontology annotation, molecular function: C-4 methylsterol oxidase activity; steroid hydroxylase activity; iron ion binding. The coding region runs from base 275 to 1090 and encodes 271 amino acids. NCBI's taxonomy places the organism in Eukaryota, Metazoa, Chordata, Actinopteri, Cichliformes, Cichlidae. The record is from RefSeq and is a predicted model, not a curated record.